Messenger RNA from Hylaeus anthracinus, 512 nucleotides. Its product is annotated as peritrophin-1-like. The record is from RefSeq and is a predicted model, not a curated record. Gene Ontology annotation, cellular component: extracellular region. The transcript is spliced from 2 exons. Gene Ontology annotation, molecular function: chitin binding. NCBI's taxonomy places the organism in Eukaryota, Metazoa, Arthropoda, Insecta, Hymenoptera, Colletidae. The annotation marks the transcript as partial.
AGUGGUGGUGGUGGUUACAAUAGUAAUAAAAAUUGUAGCAAAUAUAUAUAUAUAUAUAUGGAACUAUCAACGCAGUGGCACAUUUGUAUCUUGCCUGAGGUGCAACACGGUACUAAAAGAUUACGUUUGGCGGAGCUUUACUCUGCGGAGUCAAGAUGAAAGCCAUACUUGCAGUAACGAUUCUCACGGCUUUCGUGACCUUCGUUCAUAAUAGCGAAGCUGUAACAUGUCCACCAGAGAAUGAAGAAUUGGUUACUUUGAUUCCAAAUCCGUUAGACUGUACAACCUUUUAUAUAUGCAACGGAGGCACACCGUAUUUGAUGAAGUGCUCUCCAGGACUUCUCUUCAACCCUGUGGAGAAAGUAUGCGAUUGGCCUGCACAUGCAGGGUGUAAGCCACACAGUGAAACGACAACACUUCCGCCAACCUCAGAACCUGAAUGGACCACGACUCCCGAACCUGAAUGGACCACGACUUCGGAACCUGAAUGGACCACGACUCCCGAACCUGAA